This is a messenger RNA of Vigna umbellata (rice bean), 2657 nucleotides long. RefSeq names its product SWI/SNF complex component SNF12 homolog. NCBI's taxonomy places the organism in Eukaryota, Viridiplantae, Streptophyta, Magnoliopsida, Fabales, Fabaceae. The record is from RefSeq and is a predicted model, not a curated record.
GCGUUUUGCUGGAAAGCUAGAAGGGAAGGCGUACUCAUUCAGUGACUAAACUUUGAGGUUUGACCUCCCAAAAUUGGGCCAUUUUCCUAACCCUAGCCACGCUUCACCGCAAUCAUCGUCCACCUUCCUGAAAAGAACCACUCCCAAUUUUUCUCACUCUUUCCCAUUUCUCUAAUUUAGCCCUCUUUCUCCUCAAAUUCCAGAUCCUUCCAAUCCAUCCCUCUCUCCCACCGAAGCCCCAUGCGCCGAAGCUAAUCUCGUGUUCUUCUAAUCACCUGGAGUUACGUGGAUCCUUCCAAAGCCAGAUCGAGGUAAACCCUAGUCGAUUCAGUGGUUUUUCGUUUUCGGUUCUUUGUAAUUUUCCGGGGCAAUGCAAAUUCGUAGUUGGUGGCGACUCACGCGAGUUUUGAAUUUGGACGCUUGAUUUUGUUGGUUAUUUUCCCACUUGGUUCACUGGUUAAGAUCGAGAGUUAAAAGACAGGAUCUCUUCAUUUUGGUAUUGAGGUUUUUGUUUUUGUUUUUUGUUUUGCCCAUUUCUGGUUGACUAGUGGAUUAGGUUUGGACAGUGAUGUCUGUGAACAAUAAUAACCCUUCUAAGGGCAUUGGGGCAUCUUCCUCAUCCUUUGGCAAUGCUGGAAUACCCUCCAAUUCUAUACCUGCAAACCAUGGUUUUUCACAGUCCCAAGGACAAGGCCAGAUUCCCGUUGGUUUUCAAGGGCAGUUUCCACUUUCCCAGGCUCAUGCUAUUGUCCAAGCUCAGUCCAAGGCCCAGGCCCAGGCUCAGGCCCAUGCCCAAGCAGCAGCUGCAGCCCAUGCUCAAAUCCAGGCUCAUUUGCAAGCACAGGGGUUGACUCUUAAUCAGAACCAAGGUGGUGGUUUGGGGAGUUUGGGGCUGUCGUCGGCUAUUUCCACACCGGGUAAUGCAAGUGGGAAACGGAUCCCUCUAAAACCCCCAAUUCGGCCAGUGGGAUUUUCCCCUCCUAACAGCUUCUCCCCUUUGAGACCGAUGGAGCUCACACCUGCUUCGCGGAGGAAGAAGCAGAAGCUUCCCGAGAAACAGCUGCAAGAUAAAGUGGCAGCUAUAUUACCUGAGUCUGCACUGUACACACAGCUUCUAGAGUUUGAGUCUCGUGUUGAUGCGUCACUUGCUAGAAAGAAGGCUGACAUCCAGGAAGCGCUCAAAAACCCACCCUGUAUUCAGAAAACUCUUCGCAUCUAUGUAUUUAACACUUUUGCUAAUCAAAUUCGCACAAUUCCAAAGAAGCCGAGUGCAGAGCCUCCAACCUGGACGCUGAAGAUAGUUGGAAGGAUAUUGGAAGAUGGUGUAGACCCUGAUCAGCCAGGAGUGGUUCAGAAGUCCACUCCUCUGUAUCCGAAGUUUUCAGCUUUCUUCAAAAGAGUAACCAUUUCUUUAGAUCAGAGACUAUAUCCAGAUAAUCACAUUAUUAUGUGGGAGAAUGCUCGAUCACCUGCUCCACAUGAAGGUUUUGAAGUAAAGAGGAAAGGGGAUAAAGAGUUUACCGUGAAUAUACGUCUGGAAAUGCAUUAUGUGCCUGAGAAGUUUAAGCUUUCACCAGCUUUGACAGAGGUUCUUGGUAUUGAGGUUGAUACCCGCCCAAGGAUUGUUGCUGCGAUCUGGCACUAUGUAAAGGCCAGGAAGUUGCAAAACCCUAAUGACCCUUCUUUCUUUCACUGUGAUCAGCCUCUUCAGAAAGUAUUUGGAGAAGAAAAGAUGAAGUUUACAAUGGUUUCGCAGAAAAUAUCUUCACAUUUAUUCCCUCCACAGCCUAUACUUUUGGAACACAAGAUCAAGCUAUCGGGAAACAGUCCAGUUGGGACUGCUUGUUAUGAUGUGAUGGUUGAUGUUCCUUUCCCAAUUCAGAGGGAGUUGUCUGCUUUAUUGGCUAAUGUGGAAAAGAACAAAGAGAUUGAGACAUGUGAUGAAGCAAUAUGUGGAAUCAUUAGAAAAAUUCAUGAGCACAGAAGGAGACGGUCAUUCUUUCUUGGUUUCAGUCAAUCGCCAGUAGAAUUUAUUAAUGCAUUGAUUGAAUCGCAAAGCAGGGAUCUGAAACUUGUUUCCGGAGAACCUAGUCGCAAUGCAGAGAAAGAGCGUCGAUCAGAUUUCUUCAACCAACCAUGGGUUGAAGAUGCUGUUAUUCGAUAUCUGAAUCGCAAACCAGCUGUGGGAAGUGAUGCUCCAGGAAGCACAUGACACCGGGAUUUCGAGGGCCUCAUACUCAGUUAUUCAUCCCUUUUGGCGAUGUAUUUGAAGAUAUAUACUACGAGAAUUUCUGAAGUAGCUAGUUUUCCGACUUCCAUGCUGUAUUAGUGGCGGGAAGGAAUGCUGCUCCAUGGUAAUUAAUAUAUACAAUAUGUUGUUGUAUGGGUAGUAUGAGCACAACUAGUUGCAGUGCUGAUGAUUGUUUAUUAGGAUAAAUGGUACCACAGUUUCACGUCUAGUUGUAGUCAACUGUGGUGAAUUCUUUGGUAACCUCACACUUCAUUUCUCCGCGCAAGAUGCUUGUCGUUAUGGAAAAUUGUAUUAGGAAGGAUUUGAUUGGUGUACAGUAUCUUCAGUUGUCAUGCGACAACACGAGAAAGAACAAAUGUUGCACCCCAUGGCUCCUAUUUCAUCCAUCUCUAGGUUCUGUUCACAU